AUGGCUGAAUCGGUUGGAGGGGCGCUUCUCUCUGCUUUGCUUAAUCCAUUGGUGAACAAGUUAACUACAGAGGUCAAGGAUUUCUUCAAAGGAAAAGAUGCCAUCUUGAAGCUGUUGAAGGAGUUGAAAACUUUGCUGUCCUCUGCUGAUCUGUUGCUCAUUGAUGCCGAGGAGAAGCUCAUCAAAGACCCGAGGGUGAGAAAAUGGCUUGAUGAUCUCAAGGAUGCCAUUUAUGAUGCAGACGACUUGGUUUACAAGAUUGACACUGAAGCAUGGAGAAAUGAACUGGAAGAUGGUGGUCCUCAUGAAUCUCUUGGUGGCUGCACUUGUACUAGUAAGCUACUUCUAAAACUCAUCUCAUCAAUUCCUUUAAAUUCUUUCGAUAAGGCUAUAAAACCUGAGAUAGAAGAGACACUUGGGAAAUUGAAGCUUCUUCUAGACAAUAAAGAUCUUGGUUUGAAACGUAUAGAAAAACAAGAACAUCCAAAAAGAGUAUGUGCUCCUUCGGUGGAAGAACCUGAUGUUUAUGGAAGGGAUGAUGAUAAAGAAGCUAUUAUUAAGUUGCUCUUGUCGGAUGACACAAGUGCCGGUGAUAAAUUGUUAGUGAUCCCCAUAGUGGGGAUGGGCGGUAUUGGAAAGACUACUCUUGCUCAACUUGUAUACAAGGACAAAAGAGUUCACGAAACGUUCGAUACUAAAUUAUGGAUUACAGUGGGAGAUGAAAAAGUUGACUACAUGAAAGUGAUGAAACUAAUUGUGGAGAAGGUCACUUCUGAAAGAUGUGAAAUUCAAGAGCCAUAUGAUCUUCAAGAAGAAGCAAAGAAGGCUCUGAGUACGAAGAAGUUUCUCUUUGUUGUUGAUGAUGUUUGGGAUGAGGAUCCUUCCAAGUGGGAUGUCUUAAACAGUUGUUUCAAAUCAGGGUUGCAUGGAAGUAGGGUCAUUGUGACAACACGUAGCAAUAAGGUUGCAUCAAUUAUGGAAACUAAGUCAUCAACUUACUCCCUAAGCACUUUAUCUUUUGACAAAGGUUGGCAGUUGUUUGUUAGAUGUGCUACUAUAGAUGUCAACAUGCACAAGUACGCUGAUCUACAAGUAAUUGGUCGAAAAAUUGUUGAAAAGUGUAAUGGGCUUCCUUUAGCUAUUAAAUCACUUGGGAUUCUUUUACGUGGUAAACAAAAUAAGGAGGAUUGGGAUGACAUAUUAAACAAUGAUAUAUGGGGAUUGUACGAGAGUGAGAGUGUUGGUAUUCUUCCAGCUUUAUGGCUGAGCUAUUUUUAUUUACCUUCACAUUUGAAGUCUUGUUUCUCUUAUUGUGCUAUAUUUCCUAAAGAUUAUGGAUACAAAGAAGAAGAGAUGAUCUUAUUGUGGAUGGCUGAAGGUCUUUUACUUCCUAAGAAGGGAAUAAGAAUUGAAGAAAUCGGAAAGAAGUACUUCAAAGAUCUAAUCUCAAUGUCAUUUUUUCGACCAUCAUGGAAUGAGUGGGAGGAGCCAUGUUUUCUCAUGCAUGAUCUUAUUCAUGAUUUAGCAAUGUUUGUUUCUGGUGAGUUUUGUUUAAUGAUGAGUAAUAUAAGUAAUUGUUCUCACAAGGUUCGUCAUUUUUCGUACAUACAACAAUGGGCAAAAGCCGAUGACCCUAAGGAAUUUGAGGAGUUAUUUAAAGCUAAGUGCUUGCGCACCAUAUUGUGGGAACAUGAAUCUACGGAAGAUUUUCUGAAGUUGUUUAAGAUUGAGCACUUGAACAAGUCAUUCCCAAGCUUGAGAGUACUAUCCAUAUAUGAUGAUUGUUAUAUCACAAAGAUUCCAGAUUCAAUUGGCAAUUUGAAGUAUUUAAGAUGUUUGAAGUUACAUUGUUGCAGAAUUGAAGAGAUAACUAAUACAAUAUGUAAGUUGUAUAAUUUGGAGACACUAUUGUUGGAGGAAUGUAAAUAUGUUAUUAGACUACCAAUUGAUAUAGGAAAUUUAAUCAAGUUGCGACAUCUUAGUGUUCCUAAGAAUUCAUUACAAGAGAUGCCAUUGCAGUUGGGAAAGCUGCAAAACCUGCAAACACUUAAUGCAUUUGUUGUGGGAAGAAGUAGAGAUUGUGGUGGCAUUAAGUUGUUGAAAGAGUUUCAAAAUCUGCACGGGAGUCUUUUUAUUGGAGGACUACAAAAUGUGAGUAGCCUUGAGGAAGUUUCAGAUGUAUCAUUAAAAAGUAAGAAGUUUCUUAGUCAGCUAUCUUUGGUAUGGUAUUAUCACUAUGAACCUGAAUUUGAUGAGUUGUAUAAAGAAAGAGAGCUACUCAGUGCCCUCCAGCCUCAUCCAAACCUGAAGGAACAACUGCCAUGUCUCAAAGACCUUGUUAUUAUGCAUGUUAAUGGUUUGGUGAGAAUAGAUUCAGAGUUUUAUUACUCUACUAGUCUUGAUUCUUCUUCUUCUUCUGUUGUAAUACAAUCAAAGUCAUUCUGUAGGUCUUUGGAGACCUUGAAAUUUUACUUUAUGCCUGAAUUCGAAGAAUGGUCAUUUAUUGAAGGUGGAGUUUUUCCUCGGCUUAAGAAUCUUCAUAUUGAAGGUUGUGAGAGACUCAAAGUGACAUUGUUAGGAGAUUAUUUUCCUUCAUUGACAAACCUUUCAAUAUAUAGCAGUGAGGUACUAUUACCAUUAUUACUCCCAAGACCGCAACUCAUGCAGGCCCCUUUGAUCAGUUUAAAGAAGAUUACAUUUGGCAGAUGUAAAAAGUUGAUGCACUUUGAUGAAGUGGCCUUUCAGCACCUCACCUCCCUUGAGAUGUUGGAUAUUUAUUCUUGUGAUGUUCUCCAAUGCUUGCCCAAAGAACUACCCACUUCUCUUACUGAUCUUCACAUCAGUUGUUGUCCAUUGCUAAGACCAAGAGUCCAAAGGGAGACAGGGGAGGACUGGCCAAUUAUUGCUCGCAUCCCAAAUAUCAUUCUCGAUCGCAAGAAAAUAUAG
Messenger RNA from Cannabis sativa, 2946 nucleotides. RefSeq names its product putative disease resistance RPP13-like protein 1. The transcript has a single exon. Lineage: Eukaryota; Viridiplantae; Streptophyta; Magnoliopsida; Rosales; Cannabaceae. The record is from RefSeq and is a predicted model, not a curated record. The coding region runs from base 1 to 2946 and encodes 981 amino acids. Gene Ontology annotation, biological process: defense response to other organism. Gene Ontology annotation, molecular function: ADP binding.